This is a messenger RNA of Scylla paramamosain (green mud crab), 393 nucleotides long. Its product is annotated as unconventional myosin-Ie-like. The coding region runs from base 1 to 393 and encodes 130 amino acids. Gene Ontology annotation, molecular function: protein binding. Lineage: Eukaryota; Metazoa; Arthropoda; Malacostraca; Decapoda; Portunidae. The record is from RefSeq and is a predicted model, not a curated record. The transcript is spliced from 3 exons.
AUGCCAUCACAACCAAGGAACAUCAAUAGAAAUCUGUCCUUCAACAACCCAAGUCCCAUCAGACCUCCCAUGUCUCAGAUCAGACCCCCGCCACCACCAUCAGACCCGCCACCAGAGGACCAGCCAACUGUAGGGAUCAGACCACCUUUUGGCAUCAAACCACCUGUCCCCAUAAGCAAACCCAAGCCCAAGAAACCACAAAAAAUGUUUAACUGUGUGCAGAUUUUAAUUGUCGGUCUUUCCCUCAGCUAUAAUGCCAUGGAUUCUGACGAGAUGAGCUUCAGUGCAGGGGAUGUCUUGAACCUGGAGAAAGAAGACCCAAGUGGAUGGUGGACCUGCAGCAAGGCGGGACAUGAAGGCCUCUGCCCGGGGAACUACCUGGAGAAGAUAUAG